GUCGAUGAAAUGAAAACCCAGAAAAGAGCCGCAAAUAUUUAGCUAAAUACAACGAGUACCAGCUAAGCUUGAUUCCAAUUAAUUAAAUAAUAUUGUUGGUCAAUCAUUCCUUCGCGGAAAAUCUGCUGAAGUCCCUGUUUUCAUCAAACUUUCUUCAGUUUUAUAAUCUCUUCAUAAAGUUUGUCAAAGUUUGUCAGCUCAAGUCUGGAAGUGGAGAUAAAAAGCAGUGGCUCUAAAUUCAAAAGAGAGAAAGGAUCAUAAAUGUGACUUUUUUUAUUAUUAUUUGGUUGAAUUUUGGAAUUUCAGAUGUGGAUUUGCUAUAUUUAGUAUCAGUUAUUGUGAGAAGCUAGAGGUCUUGUGAGUAAAGAAUUUGAGGCAAUCCAUUUUGUGAUUUGCAGAAUCUUUGAUGCAAUUAAUAAGAUGUGCAGAUCCUAAUGAACUAUUUGGGAAGUGAUUAGAUUUGGGCUUGUUAUUUUUCUGAUAAAAUUGCAUUUGAAGAAAAGGGCAUAUUUAAAGAAGGGCUAGUUCAGUUUGUUUGGUUAUAUACAUUUAGUGUAGAGGAGAGAGAUGCAAAGAGUGCGUGUUUCAUCGUUCCAAUCUCCAAUCUCCAAAAUGACAUUAUCUCCACAAUUUGGAUUAGCUGAAAUCCAGUCAUCUUUGCUAGAUCCUUCACUAGAAUUAGAACUAUCGAAUAGGGGAGAGCGGCUGAUUCCAGGCCUUCCUGAUGAUGUUGCUUUGCAAUGCCUCCUCCGGGUUCCAGUUGAUAAACACUCAACCUGCAAGGCUGUCUGCAAGCGUUGGUAUUCGUUGUUUGGCAGCAAGGAGCAUUUUUUCACUCGGAGAAAGGAGUUUAGUUUCCAUGAUCAGUGGCUUUUUGUCUUUGCACACCACAAAUGUACUGGAAAAUUAGAGUGGAAGGUUCUAGACCUUACCCAGUUCUCUUGGCACACUAUUCCCGCUAUGCCUUGCAAGGAUGAGGUCUGCCCCCAGGGAUUCAGGUGCGUGUCCAUCCCUCAUGAGGGUGUUCUCUUUGUUUGUGGCGGUGUUGCCUCUGAUGUGGACUGCCCCCUCAAUUUAGUACUGAAAUAUGAAGUUUGUAAGAACCAUUGGACUGUGAUGACAAAGAUGAUCACUGCACGGUCGUUUUUUGCAAGUGGGAUAAUUGAUGGGAUGGUAUAUGUGGCUGGUGGAAACAGUCGUGAUAUGGUCGAGCUUAACUCGGCUGAGGUCCUCGAUCCUAAUAAAGGAACCUGGCGUUCAGUUGCAAACAUGGGAACAAACAUUGCCUCUUAUGAUGCAGCAGUUCUUAAUGGGAAGCUCCUUGUGACAGAGGGUUGGUAUUGGCCCUUCUAUGUUGUACCCAGGGGCCAGGUUUAUGACCCCAUAACAGAUAACUGGGAGAAUAUGGCUACUGGACUGCGAGAAGGCUGGACUGGUUCGAGCGUUGUGAUGUACGAGCAUUUGUUUGUGGUUACAGAGCACGAAAGAACAAAACUGAAGGUUUAUGACAAUGAAACUGAUUCUUGGUGUACUGUUGAAGGACCUCCUUUGCCAGAGCAGAUAUGCAAGCCUUUCUGUGUCGACUGCUGGGAUAACAGGAUUUAUGUGGUAGGUCGAAAUCUUCACCUUGCCGUGGGCCAUAUCUCGAGCCCUUGCCCAAGAGGCUCAUCCACAAAAAGGUGCAGAUUUUCUGUUCAUUGGCAAGUGGUGGAUGCACCUGAAUCCCUCUCUGAAUUAACACCAUCAAGUGCAAAGGUUCUAUUUGCUUGAACUACUUUGAGUUUGUGAUUAUGCUUUUUUUUGCUGCUGCCACUGUUGUUAUAUGAGAAUGUCAAUAUAUUAAAGAGAUACUAGCAUGUGAAGCACUUUCCUCUUGGUAUUUAGAUCGUAUAAUUGUGGUUUGUCUUUACAAAAAUUACUGCUAUAACCAAUUAAGAUUUUGUUUUUCA
This is a messenger RNA of Olea europaea var. sylvestris, 1949 nucleotides long. Its product is annotated as F-box/kelch-repeat protein At1g30090-like. The transcript is spliced from 2 exons. NCBI's taxonomy places the organism in Eukaryota, Viridiplantae, Streptophyta, Magnoliopsida, Lamiales, Oleaceae. Gene Ontology annotation, molecular function: protein binding. The coding region runs from base 568 to 1770 and encodes 400 amino acids. The record is from RefSeq and is a predicted model, not a curated record.